CCGCCACGGACCGCCAUGACCCCGCGAUUGAGACACCGGCCCCAGGUAGAGGAGGAGGAUGCGUCUGUGCUCAAGCUCGGAGCAGAAUUCAACAACGCGGGUUGUUUGCUCAUUUCGGAGGUGAAGUAUCUGCUCGAGAACCGAGACAAGGAUGCACCGGACACUGCUGUGUACAACAAGACACUAGAAUACGUGAAGACGUUUGCGAAGUUCAACACCACAGAUUCUGCUAGUGCUGUUCGAGAAACAUUACGAAGAGAACCGGCUCUCACACAGUUUGAAACAGCACAAAUAGCCAACCUCUGUCCAGCGGACGCCGAGGAAGCGAAGAGUGUCAUCCCAAGUCUUGUCAAGAUCGAUGACGAUCGACUCCAAGCUCUUCUGAACGAGAUUCAGACCAUGAGGAAGUUCCAAUCAUGA
This is a messenger RNA of Rhodofomes roseus, 420 nucleotides long. Its product is annotated as HRDC-like protein. Gene Ontology annotation, molecular function: translation initiation factor binding; nucleotide binding. The transcript is spliced from 5 exons. Bases 16 to 420 code for a protein of 134 amino acids. The record is from RefSeq and is a predicted model, not a curated record. Lineage: Eukaryota; Fungi; Basidiomycota; Agaricomycetes; Polyporales; Fomitopsidaceae. Gene Ontology annotation, cellular component: RNA polymerase II, core complex; P-body. Gene Ontology annotation, biological process: nuclear-transcribed mRNA catabolic process, deadenylation-dependent decay; transcription initiation at RNA polymerase II promoter; positive regulation of translational initiation.